AUGCCUUCCAAGGGCUUCCCAGGUGCCACUAGUGGUAAAGAACCCCCACCUGCCAAUGCAGGAGACGUAAGAGACAUAGGUUUGAUCCCUGGGUCAGGAAGAUCCCUUGGAGGAGGGCAUGGUAACCCAUUCCAGUAUUCCUGCCUAGAGAAUCCCAUGGACAGAGGAACCUGGUGGGCUACAGUCCACUGGGUCACAAAGAUUUGGAACACGACUGAAGCAACUGUGCAAGCACAACGCCUUCCAUCCAUGUUGCUGCAAAUGUCAAAUUUUCAUUCUUUUUUCUGGCUGAGUAGUUUUCCAUUGCAUACCACACCUUCUUCAUCCAUUGAUAGACACUUAGGUUACUUCCAUAUCUUGGCUAUUGUAAAUAAUGCAAUUUUAAAAUAA
Molecule: messenger RNA, 390 nt
Organism: Rangifer tarandus platyrhynchus (Svalbard reindeer)
Lineage: Eukaryota; Metazoa; Chordata; Mammalia; Artiodactyla; Cervidae
Source: the annotation of a GenBank genome assembly